Messenger RNA from Mytilus trossulus (common blue mussel), 3792 nucleotides. Its product is annotated as electroneutral sodium bicarbonate exchanger 1-like. The record is from RefSeq and is a predicted model, not a curated record. Gene Ontology annotation, biological process: regulation of intracellular pH; bicarbonate transport; transmembrane transport. The transcript is spliced from 22 exons. Gene Ontology annotation, cellular component: plasma membrane. Gene Ontology annotation, molecular function: solute:inorganic anion antiporter activity; monoatomic anion transmembrane transporter activity; sodium:bicarbonate symporter activity. NCBI's taxonomy places the organism in Eukaryota, Metazoa, Mollusca, Bivalvia, Mytilida, Mytilidae. Bases 324 to 3425 code for a protein of 1033 amino acids.
UGUUAAAUCGUGUUGCAUUUAAAAAAAAGAAAUUACUGUGUCGUAACCUUGAGUUCCAAAUAGUUAUUGCUGUGUUGAACGCAGUAGGACCGUUAUGCUUUACCUGUGAUAUGCUUUAUAUAUGGACAUGUUUAUCAAUUUACAAGCACACUUUUACAAUGACCGUCAACUUUCUUUACCGUUAAGGUAUUUGUCUAGAGUUUGGCUUAACUAAAAGGUAAAUGCAUUUAAUUAUACUCGAAUUUUGUCUGUUCCUUCAUGGAUAUAUUUUCAACUUUGCACUUUUAAGAACUGAAACUUCAACAAAAUAAACAAGUGGCAAAAUGAGAAGUUCAUCAAUCUCUGAUGGAACUAAGUCUGGCGAUACUUUAAGUCACAGAGAACAUAUUCAAUCAAUAUCUAGACGAGUUCUAGAUCUGAUCACUAAAAAUGAGGAAAAAACACCGGUUGUUUUCUGUCAGUUGGAUUUAUUGACAAAGACUGACGAGGAGGUAGUGUGGAUUGAGUCUGCAAGAUGGGUUAAGUAUGAAGAGGAUGUUGAAGAGAACGGAAAACGUUGGUCAAAACCACACGUCUCCGCUGUAACAUUACACUAUCUUCUUGAGUUAAAGACACAGAUGUCAACAGGAGCAAUACUACUAGAGGCUGAUGUCAGAAGUAUGCAUGAACUAGCUGAACUGGUCUCUGAUGAGCUAGCAAAAAUAAGAACGAUAACGAAAAAUACUCAAAAUUCAAUAAGAUCCAUAUUGUUAACAAGCCACGAGCACGAGCAAAAACGUAAACACAGAGCUUCGAAGAUGGAAUCAAACAUAAUAACACAUUGUAAGAUGCCAAAAACCAUCAGUGAUACAGAAUUUGCUAGAAAAAGAGCUCAACAUGACGAUAAUGACUUGCAAAAUAACGACAAGCAAGAGACAUCUCCCUUGGUGAAAUUCAAUACACCCUUUAUGAAAAAGAUCCCUGAAGGUGCAGAAGUUGCAAAUGUAUGGGUUGGUGAAUUAGAAGAUUUGAAAAAACCAGUCACAGCAUUCAUUCGAUUGGUUGAACCCAGAUUCAUUGGUGACCUAUCACAAGUGGCGCUACCUACUAGGUUCAUUUUUCUUCAUCUUACUCCGAAAUCUGAACCGAGUUAUGCAUUUGAAAUAGGGAGAGCAAUUUCGAAUAUGAUGGUCGAUGAGAUAUUUAGUGAAGUUGCAUAUAAAGCAAAAUCACGAGAAGACAUUAUGCAUGGAUUCGACGAAUUUUUAGACCAGCUAACAGUACUUCCACCAGGUCAAUGGGAUCCUGAUGUACGCUUAGACCCACCAACCACAGCACCUUCUCAGGAAAGACGAAAUUUUUUCUCGACAAAAUCCGACUCUCAAGAAAAGGACCAAGAGCAAAAAGACGAUACACUAGAGCGGACCGGGAGAUUGUUUGGAGGUCUUAUAAAAGAUGUAAAACGAAAAAUUCCUUUUUACAUCAGUGACUUUAGAGAUGGUUUACAUAUACAGUGUAUUGGUUCUAUACUGUUCAUGUAUCUAGCUACACUGGCACCUAAUAUUACAUUUGGAGCUUUUCUGGGUCAGGAAACAGACCAGCAUAUGGGUACAAUGGAAUGUCUUUUAGCCGUUGCAUUUGUCAAUCUGGCGUUUGCAUUGUUUGGUGGACAGCCACUUAUUAUAAUGGGUAGUACCGGUCCUGUUUUAGUACUUGAGAUUAUAAUUUAUAGAAUGUGUAGGGACAACACGUGGGACUUUAUGUCAUUUAGAUGUAUGAUAGGUCUGUGGUUAGCUCUGUAUUUACUCAUCAUCGUUGCCUUUGACUUGAGUGCAUUAGUUCGUUAUAUCACCAGAUUUACUGAAGAAAGUUUUGCUUGCUUAAUAGCUAUUAUUUUCAUUGUCGAAUCUAUUAAAAAGAUCAUAGCAAUUGCUGACACACAUCUUUAUAAUACACAACAAGACAUACCAUUUAACUAUGCAUGCUAUUGUGUUCCUAAAAAUCAGACAGGAAACUUCACUACUACGCCAACUUCUUAUUCGGUUUUGAAUUCAACGAUGAAUUCAUCUAUACAAUGGAAUAGUCUAACGAAGGAGGAUUGUGAUGCUCUAGGAGGCAUCUUGGAAGGUUCCGGUUGUAUUUACCAUGAUAAUGUGUUUUUCUUAUCUAUCAUACUUGGUAUUGGAACUUUUGCAAUAGCGUGGGGGUUAGUUUCGAUGAAGAAAAGUCGGUUCUUCCCGACAAUAGUUCGACAGACCAUUGGAGACUUUGCAGUCUUCAUCGCUAUUUGUUUAAUGGUGGUAUUUGAUGCAAAAUUAGGAGUACUUACUCCGAAGCUAAUGGUUCCAGAUAAAAUUCAGCCUUCAUUACCUACGAGGCCAUGGUUUAUAAGUCCCUUCAGCUCUGGGAAUCCAUGGUGGACAAUGAUACUUGCAUCACUACCAGCGAUUGUAGCUGUAAUUCUGAUUUUUAUGGAUCAACAAAUUACAGCUGUUAUCAUAAACAGAAAGGAAAAUAAGUUAAAGAAAGGUUGUGGCUACCAUUUAGAUUUGACAGUGGCAACGAUAUGUAUUGUGGUGUGUUCUUUUUUUGGUCUUCCGUGGUAUGUUGCUGCCACUGUACGAUCAAUGUCACAUGUAAACAGUCUCAAAAUGGAAUCUAAAUGUACUGCACCCGGUGAGAAGCCAGUUUUCCUUGGAUGCAGGGAACAGCGACUGACUCCUCUGGUUAUCGCAAUCCUGAACGGGUGUUCUGUCUUUAUGACUAAAAUGUUACAGCUUGUACCCAUGCCUGUUUUAUAUGGAGUAUUUAUGUACAUGGGAGUAUCAGCUUUCCGGGGAAUGCAGUUUAAGGACCGUUUUUUGAUAAUGUUUAUGCCAGUAAAAUAUCAACCAGACAGAAUGUAUCUUCGCCAUGUCAGGAUCAAUCGAGUACAUCUAUUUACAUUUUUUCAAAUUUUAUGUUUGGGAAUACUAUGGGCCAUUAAAGCUGUAAAAACAAUAUCGAUUGUUUUUCCUGUUAUGGUACUCGGAACAUGUUUUGUAAGAAAAGGAAUGGAAAGAAUUUUUACAAUGAAUGAAUUAAAAUGGCUUGACGACCAGAACUUAGAAGACAAAAUGAUGAAGCAAGAAGAUGCUGGUGAAUUGAUUGUUGAAGAUGAUGACGAAGAUGACGCUUUUGUUGAUGAAGGCCCAAUAGAAUUUUUAAAGCAGAGCAAAUGCAGAAAAAUAAAUUCAACCGGUAAUAUUUCAUGGUAUCUUAAACGUGAUUCAACAUCAACUGGUAGAUCUAAGGAAGAUAUUUUAAAAGAUUGUCCAGUAGAAUUUUUAAGGAACUAUAGAAGACAAUCAACUGGAAGUUUAUACUGGCAUCCCAACGAUAAUACAACAAUACACAGAAGAGAUAGAAAAAUAGAUUUCAAAAUAGAUGAGGACAGUAUCAUAUAAUACAAGAGUGAUAAGGAGGCUUUUGCUUUGUGUGACGGUUGUGGAUGGCCUUGGCUAUAUACCAGGAGAUGGCGUAUUAUACUUCAAAAUAUAUCACAUUGUGUUGCAGCCAGCUAUAAAACUUAAGGAUCUUUUAAAGUUAUAUAAAAGCAUAAAUAACCUAACUCGAAGAAUUACAGCGCCCCCUUACGGUCAUUGUCCUCCAGUGGAGUGAUCGUAAUAUAACGACUGGAUUAUUCGGGUUAUAAAUAACCAUGUAAAUACAACGUAUCAUGCAAUGUUAUAUAGGUGAAAAGGAUAUGUAUGGGAUGACAAAACAUCAUUUGCCUAGAUCUUUUCAAUAAACAAUAAACAUAUCUAUACAUUA